Messenger RNA from Cotesia glomerata, 1967 nucleotides. Its product is annotated as trichohyalin-like. The coding region runs from base 497 to 1924 and encodes 475 amino acids. The record is from RefSeq and is a predicted model, not a curated record. Lineage: Eukaryota; Metazoa; Arthropoda; Insecta; Hymenoptera; Braconidae. The transcript has 5 exons.
AGAAAAAUAAUUAUUAAAUAUCAAAUUAAAUGAUUCAAUUGAUACAUAUAAAGAAAUUUGUCCUCUGUAUAUACAUAUAUAGAAAAACCUAAAUAUUCAUACUUUUAAGUGUAUAUACGUGUAUAUAAUGUAGAUAUAUCCUAUACAUAGGUCAGAUACAUUAGUAGUUAUGUAGAGAUAAGUAAACAUCAAGCCAAGUACUGCGCCCGAAUGGGGAAAAUGCCCAGAGCCUAAGGAAUACUACUACUACUGUUUAAAACGUCAAGCAAGCGUGGUCACUUGUUCGUUUGUUAUUUGUCUAUCGGCACCUUAUUUCUUAAAGUGGUGGUGGGGCUAGGAGGGGUAAAAUAGUUUUACAUUUACGUUGACUGGCACGCGCCAGUACAGACAAGGAAUUAGUAUACGGUAGUUGACGGUCGAAUGCGCUUUUUGAUUCUGUGUCAUAGAUAUUUCUUAAAUAAAAUCUAUUUAAAAUAAAAUUAUUAAAAAAAAAAAAAUGCGUUUUGCACUCGUAUUAUUGCCACGACAAUCCAACAAAAAAGUGAUAUUAGAGACACGGUUCAUACCAGAUUUUCACGAAUAUAAUACAGAAAGUAAAACUCGUGUAUAUCGUUACAAUGAUGGCAGGGUGAAACACAAAUGUUUAAUUUUAUGUGUAGCAGAUUCUGUCAAGGAAUUACAAAAUCCUAACUUGUGUUAUCGGAUUCCAAAAAUAAAUUAUUCGUCGCUCUGUACCUCCUCAUCGGAAAAUGAAGAAGCAGGUGUUCCAAAGGCUAAGAGAGUUAAAAAAAAUAAGAAACGAAAUUUGGUAUCAUCAAGAAAAAGUAGGGUUGACGAAAGCCUAAAAGCUCACCAAAAGGAUAGUCUAGUUAGAAAUAAGCAGGGAAACAAAGAUUCAGACGAUAAUAACGAGGAUAAACAGAACGAAGAAGAAAAAGAAAACGAUGAUGAUACAUAUGACGAAGAGCUUGAAUUUGAAUUGAGGAAUAAUGAAACGAAUAGAGAAAAUUUAUCAACAAUUCAAAAUUCUAAUCUGCCAAGGACUGCUCACAAUAGUAAAUUUAAUAUGCAAGCUGGAUCAAGUAAGCGUAAGUUUCAGCAACGGCCAAUUUUGGAAGAUGAUCAAAGUAAGAAAAGAUCAAGAGAAGACAAAGAUCAAGGGAUAGAACCAUUAGAAAAUGAAGAACAGUUAAACUUUGAACUACCACUACCGUUACACGAGCAACCGCAGGAAGACGACCAACAGCAAGAAGUGCAACAAUUGCAAGAACUUCUGCAACAGGAAGCAGAGCAACAACAACUGCUAGAAGCCCAGCGAGAGCGAGAACUUCAGCGACAGGAUGCGGAGCAACAGGAAGCAGAGCAACAACAACUGCUAGAAGCACAGCGACGGCGAGAGCUCCAACGACAAGAAGCAGAGCAGCGACAGCAGCUAGAAGCUCUACGAAAAAAUCGUAUACAGUUGGCCGCAAGACAACAAUUUCGACUAAAUGCUCUACAACGAGAACGAGGUCGAAAUCGAAACAUAAAUCAUCUUCAAAACGAUCAGUUCCUGAUCGGUGAUGGUUUAUAUAUUCCAAGUGCUGCACAAAGAGAAGCCGCUAGAUCUGAUCGACCAUCUGAGUUUAUCACAAAAAUGACACAUGCGAUAUGGCCGCGAGAAGAACUAAUUAAUAAAGUGGUCCGUAGACAGAAAAAUACCGAGGACAAACAAGCUCUAACACCUAGGAAAGUAGAGCUUCUAUCGUAUCAUUUCGAAGAAUUUCUCACCGACCGUAAUUACUCGGAAGAAAGAAUACAAAUCGAGUUAAAAAAAAUGAACACUUAUUUAGGUCGAGCAAUUACAUCAGCGAAAAAAAAAAGUGGUGUUGUAAUUGUGCAAUAUUUACCAUUAAAAUAUAAAUUAUUUUUUUUUAUAAUUUAAAAUCUUUAAAUUAUUAAUUUUUAAGCUUUAUAAAGUUUAUUGU